AUGGCGUAUAGCCGAUUUCGUGAGUUGCAUAAUGACUUUCUGGAUGAGGAAGGUCACCCUGAAGAGGGUCACCAGCCCGCCUUCCUAGACCAAGAUGGAGCUCCUUUGUUUGAGGAUCCCGAACUUGGCCUUCUGUCUACGGUGUACGCACAGAAUGACGUUGCGUCUCUCCAUUUGUACAACGACAACCCUCAUACAAAGAUCUUCCAGGACUUAAGCAGUGAUGCAUACUGGCUGUGGGAUUAUCAUCCGUUCAUCCAAGCCGCCGCACUCAAUGGUUUCGACGCGCUCCACGCCUUGCUUGAUAUUUACGUGGCGGAUCCGACGCUUCCGGAGCCCCUCGAGCAGUAUCUAGCACACAUUCCUAUAUCUCUUAUGAAUAUGGCCUGUCGACAUGCAAAUCGUGGUAUGGUGCAACGCCUACUACAUCAUGAUCCACCAUUAGGAAGUUUGCACGAUCGGGAGGACAUAUCUGGUGAAACGCCCCUUUAUAGGGCGGCCAAAUCGAUGGGAAUUGAAAGUGGGGAGUUGGUCAGGCCCCUCGCUAUCAGGCGUAAUAGCCACGAGAAACUUGCAGAGACAGAGGAGUUCCUUUACUUUCUUCUAGAUCAAGGUUGUUCGGUUCAAGACUCAGAUCUCCAUGUUGAACUGGCCAGGACCGAAGGUUCUGACCAAUUACGGACAGAGCGAGUACUAUAUGAUACAGUGCUCGCUGCCGCUAUUCCCCACGCAAGCUACCAGAUGGUAUCGCGUCUAAUUGACGAGGGCGCUGAUAUCUAUGCUCGGCUAGAAGGGUGGCAAGAUCAUAUACCCAUCAGCGAAGAUGGGCUGGUGACCGCUAUGCAUAUAGCAAGUAUCUAUGGCAAUCUCGAGGGGAUGCAAGCGCUCAUAGAUCAUCCCGGCGAUUCCAGCGCAGCAGAUUUAGUCGCCAUCGUCGAUAGCGCCGGUCGAACUCCACUGCACUGGGCGCUACGUGUCGUCCAGGGUGAUCUAGAUAUGGAUGAAAUGAGUGACCAAGACGAGAUCACGGCUCAUAUAGUACGUGCUGUACUAUUGUUACUCAACGCCAAUCCAGAUACGGUCAAUAUGCGAGACAAUAAUGGGGCGACAGUAUUCCAUUAUGCAGUGAUGUCCUAUGCAGCUUUAGAGAGUACCACCUUACUUUUAAGUGCCAAGCCACUUCCUCAUAUUAUCAAUGUCCGUGAUUAUAUGGGCGACACAGCGUUGAAGAAGGCAAUAGACAGCCACGCGGAAGGAGGUGGUACUCCUAAUAAGCGGCUAAUGGAAAUACUACAAGUCUUACUCGAGAAUGGGGCGGAUGGAAGCGGAUGCAACAAUAAAGGGCACAAUUUAGUGCAUACCCUAGCAUUGAGAUUCGCCGACAGUGAUCCAGUGGAACUUGCAAUCUUAGACAGAUUACUGGAAUUUGUUAAUAUCAACAGCGCCGAUUCCUACGGUCGUACACCGCUCCAUUAUGUAGCUCGGUAUUGGAGUCGAAUCAAUUUCAUUCGACGCCUCAUCAGUCAGGGUGCGGAUGUCAACGCCGUCGACAAAAAGGGAAAUACACCUCUCCAUGAGGUGAUGAGAGGGCAGUUAGGCAAACAGAGCGGGCAGAAUACAGAAGUUGACGCCAUGACAAAUGACCUUCCAGCCAGAGCACGAGAUGAGGUGAUUGAACUUCUGAUGGGCGCUGGAGCCGCGGUGGAUCAUCGGAAUGCAGCUGGGAAGACACCGCCACAGAUACUCGAUGAGCGCACGAAUAAGAUGAAGCAUAAGUAG
Molecule: messenger RNA, 1779 nt
Organism: Penicillium pulvis
Lineage: Eukaryota; Fungi; Ascomycota; Eurotiomycetes; Eurotiales; Aspergillaceae
Product: ankyrin repeat domain-containing protein
Exons: 1
Coding region: 1-1779 (592 amino acids)
Molecular function (GO): protein binding
Source: RefSeq, a predicted model, not a curated record